Molecule: messenger RNA, 2143 nt
Organism: Rubroshorea leprosula
Lineage: Eukaryota; Viridiplantae; Streptophyta; Magnoliopsida; Malvales; Dipterocarpaceae
Source: the annotation of a GenBank genome assembly
CGACCCAAUCUAAUAAGGCGGCAAAGAGUCUUCCAUUUCCCUCAGAAAUCUUCAUAAAAUUCUUCAAUGGCUGCCUUUCCCUCCAUUCGCUUCUUCGCUCUUUCCAGGUUAUAGCGUAGCCUGAUAGGGUGAUUCUAUGGCAAAGGAGGAGGAAUCGGGGCAGCUGAGGAGGGCGGCCAUUGAUGCUGCAGCUGGUGCAAUUGCUGGUGGUAUUUCGCGGACGGUGACAUCGCCUCUUGAUGUUAUCAAGAUCAGAUUCCAGGUUCAAUUAGAGCCAACAACUUCAUGGGCUUUGGUACGUGCAAAUAUGUCUACAGCCUCAAAAUAUACUGGAAUGUUGCAAGCAACCAAGGAUAUAUUCAGAGAAGAAGGUCUACUGGGCUUUUGGCGUGGCAAUGUACCAGCAUUGCUCAUGGUUAUGCCAUAUACUGCCAUACAAUUUGUUGUCCUACAAAAAUUGAAAACAUUUGCUUCUGGUUCUUCCAGAACAGAGGAUCACUAUAAGUUGAGUCCAUAUCUAUCUUACAUCAGUGGUGGGUUGGCAGGGUGUGCAGCUACAAUUGGGUCUUAUCCAUUUGAUCUUCUAAGGACCAUAUUAGCUUCACAAGGUGAACCUAAGGUCUACCCUAACAUGAGAGCUGCGUUCCUUGAUAUAAUCAGAGCUCGUGGCUUCAGAGGAUUGUAUGCUGGCUUGUCUCCUACACUGGUUGAGAUUGUUCCUUAUGCUGGCCUGCAGUUUGGAACCUAUGACACAUUUAAGCGGUGGGCUAUGGUAAGGUUUUUGUUCUCUCAUUUUAAUCCUUGACUAACCCUUUAUAUGCAACUUAGCUCUCCGACAUAUUUUAUAAUGAAGAAUUUAAGAUAAGGAAAACUGAAAUUUGUAGCCUGUAUUGCCUGAUCAUGAAUUUUGUAGAAUAGUAGGUAAAAUGCAAAUACUUUAUGAUGGAUCUUGUGGUUCUGAUAUUACAUUGCUGAUUACUCCAGGAAUAUUUAUAUCUGCACAUAUAGGCCCCUCCUGUACUUGCAGCUUGUUUUAAAAUCUUGAAUAUCUUUUUGAGCACUUCAUCAGGCCCUGGUUGAGGGUUUUCUUUUUAAAUCAUACCUACCAAAAAAGAAAAGAGGAAAAAACUGGAAUAUUGGGAAUCACUGGUUUAAAAGGUUUUGUAAUAAUUUUCUGAAUUUGUGCUGGUUUAUGGCCUUGCCUUGUAUUCUAUUCUGAUCAUCAUAGGCCUGGAACAAAUUGAGAUAUUCAGAAACAAACUCAAGAGAUGCAGAUGUUAAUCCUUCAAGCUUUCAACUUUUCCUCUGUGGAUUAGCUUCUGGAACAUGUGCCAAACUUGUGUGCCAUCCACUUGAUGUUGUCAAGAAAAGGUUUCAGAUUGAGGGAUUGCAGAGACACCCCAAGUAUGGUGCUCGGGUUGAACAUCGUGCCUACAAGAACAUGUCUGAUGCCUGUAGGCGAAUCCUGCAGUCAGAGGGUUGGGCUGGACUUUAUAAGGGCAUCAUCCCAUCAACUGUCAAGGCUGCACCUGCCGGAGCAGUGACAUUUGUGGCUUAUGAAGCCGUAUUAGAUUGGUUAGAUUCCACAUUUUGACUCUAACCUGAUCCGGUUUUCAUUUUUGGCCUUUUCCCGUUUUAUCUACCAAUUAGAUAUAGAUUAAUCUCAUUCUUUUAGCCAUGAAUAUUGAUGUGAAAAAAUGCCCAAGCAUGGGAACGUAGAGGGGCGCCACCAUAUAUGUAGUUGUACUUGGUUUUUUGUGAUUAUGGAGGACAGGUUUCACAGGAAGUUCACAGAUUCAGGAAAUACAGAAUUUGGGAAUAAUGGUUCAAAAUGUAAAGCACGUUUUGUUGCACAAUUCAAGAAGAGCAAUAUUCACAACCAGACCAAACAAAUAUUUGAAUUUAGAGUAGCUCAAAACCUCCAAAUCCACCUCUAAAGAAAGUGAGUAGGGCAGAUUCAUCUCUUAAAAAAAUGUAAGGGUAAAUUUAGUAAAAUUAUUUUUUUAAUGGAUUUUGUUUGUCAUAUAAUCAUUUUUUAAUGAAAAGUUGAUAAAAUUUAUUAGGAAAUAAGUAAUUUGUUUUGAUUUAUAAUUUGAAGAAAUAAUUUAUCUCUAUAUUUUUUUAAUAAAUGAAUUUAUCUUUU